UGGAAGGGGGAGCUACAAGCGCAGCAAGUGAUGAAGCUGUUUGCCUGCCUGGCAGAAGGACCUCUCGAAAGUCAAAGCUCUACUAGACUACUCUCUAGUCUAGCUUCACUGUCUUUCCGGCACGGGAUACGUGUGUAGUGGGUCGAAUCUACUUGAUCACACCCAGCCAACCAGAGAUUUCUGCGUCCCUAUUUUCAGACUUGUGACUGUGUAGACUAGGUAGACAGUAGAAUAGAAGAAGUAUUUACAGAACGGGACUUAGUGACCAUGAGUGUGGAGAAGGCCCUCGCCCAUUUGCAGUCGGGCCUUUCCGCCAUGAGCGGUGGACACUCGCGUGCUUUCCAGAACCUGAUACGCGCCAUUGGAGAAGCCAAAACGCGAGAUGAAGAAGAUCGUAUUAUGCGGCGGGAAGUUCAGGCUCUCAAGGAGCUCUGCGCACACCCUGACCUGAAUCCUAAACAGCGCAAAGAAGUUCUCGUUCGCCUGCUGUACUGUGAGAUGCUGGGCCAUGACGUAUCCUUUGGUCACAUCCAUGCUGUAAAAUUUGCACAGCAGACGACAUUGGUGGAGAAACGUGUUGGUUACUUGGCCACGUCUUUGUUCUUGCACGAGAACCAUGAACUGACCCUUCUGUUGGUGAACUCUCUACAGCGGGAUCUGGAAAGUACGAACAUUCUGAUAGUGUGCUCUGCAAUGACGGUGAUCAGCAAAGUGAUUGGCAGUGACAUGGUGCCAGUAUUCGUACCCUUGAUCAAGAAGAAGCUCACACACCAGCGCGAGAUAGUGCGCAAGAAGGCGGUGAUGACACUGCACCGCAUCUGGUGCAUGGCGCCCACGCAGCUCAGUGACAUCCAGGACAUUUGCCGUCAGGUGCUGUGCGACCGUGAUCCUGGCGUCAUGGCUGCUUGCCUGCACAUCUUCCAUGACCUGAUCUGCGAAGCACCGGAAGAGAACACUGAUCUAACUUCGUCAUUUGUCAGCAUUCUGAAGCAAAUUGUAGAAGGCCGCCUGCCGCAUGAGUUUGACUACCACAACAUGCCUUCGCCAUGGACACAAAUGAAGCUUCUCCGCAUCUUAGCCAUGCUGGGCGCUGAUGAUCUCAAAGCAAGCGAGAUGAUGUAUGAAGUGCUCAGCUUGACGUUGACAAGAGCUGACACUGGCAACCCGAUUGGAUAUUCCGUUACUUACGAAGUGAUCCGAACCAUCACGUCCAUCUACCCCAACUCUCAGCUUGUCGAGAAAGCAGCCAAGUCGCUGUCUCGCUUCUUGACGUCGACGAACAACAACUACAAGUACUUUGGUAUCACAUUGCUUGCUUCUAUAGUUCAGGUCGAUCCCAAGUAUGCUGCCGAUCAUCAGAUGGUUGUGAUCAACUGUCUUGAUGAUCCGGAUGAGACGCUGAAGAGGAAGACUCUUGAUCUUCUCUACCACAUGACCAAUCCACACAAUGUUGAAGUGAUCUGCGAGAGACUAGUCUCCUACCUCAGGAGCACUGUUGAUGAUUUCUUCCGUGCUGAUCUGGUGGCCCGUGUCACUGAACUUGCUGAAAAGUUUGCUCCCAACAACUCUUGGUUCAUGCAAACAAUGAACGCCGUGUUUGAGCUUGGCGGUUCAUUGGUACGGCCUGAGGUGGCACACAACCUCAUGCGCUUGUUGGCAGAAGGCACUGAAGACGAGGAUCAGGACUUGGAGCUGCGAUUGUACGCUGUGGAGUCCUACAUGGAACUAACCGACCACCUCAUCCUGCCCAACAUCUUGGUCAAGAUCAUGUGCUGGGUUCUCGGGGAGUACUCCUAUCUAAGUGAGGACUAUUCCGCCAAGGAUGUGCUCACUGCCCUCUGCAAGCUUCUGGACAGGCAGUAUGAAUCCAAUGCUGAAACGCAUGGUUGGAUAGUAUCGGCCAUCUCCAAGAUUGUAAGCCAGCAGAAUCAACUACCAGGCGAAGUGUGGGCACGUGUCUCGAAGUUCCUGUCAUCCGCGUCCACUGAUCUACAGCAGCGCUGCUACGAGAUGAAGCUAUUAUCAGCACAACCAGCUCUGAUGCAGGAGGUCCUACCAACUGAUGCAAGCUGUGAAGACCUGGAAGUGGAUGGGAGCUUGUCCUUCCUGGAUGACAUUGUAUCUGACGCUAUGGCUCGGGGCUGUCCUACUUACAAACCAGCUAGCCAGCGUAAAUCUGCUUUCAAGCCACCUGAUGAAGAAGAGCCGCAAGAAGACAGUGGCCGUGUAGCUGGCCUGAACGUCACUCCCUACGCCGCGCCCCAGCAGUCGGCCGCUGCAUCUGCUCUGUUCCGUGGAUUGGCCGCCUCACCAGCUGCUCCCUCCAGUGCUUCUGCCGGUGAGGAAGCAUCAUCACAUGCAGUGGUCAGCACGGUGGGUCAGUCGACAACAGCUGAGAGCACGGGUAGUGGUGAUGACAGUCGUUCAGACGGUGCUAGUAGCGCCGGCGCCAGGUCAUCACCGCAAGUCACUAGGCAAACCCAAUCUGGCUUGGAAGUUGCUGGCCCACGCCUGUGGGGACGUGGAGGCUAUGCCAAGAAGCAGACAGCUGUACCGGAGUCAUCACCAUCAGCUGCUGCUGCUGCUGCUGAUGCAAGUGUGGCUGAACCGACAUCUUCUGGUGAUAGUCUUCAGACUGAUGGAGGCUUUGCCUCACCCAGAUCACCUGGUCAAUUCGGUGCUACUGGCAAGUCUGCUGCAUCUGUUGAACCGACCUCCGCUGAUUCCGAAGGUGGCGUUCCACUCACUGAAGAGGAGAGAAGCAAGCGUGAGCUGGCUGGUGCCAUAUUUGGGACUUCCAGUGCUGGCCGCGGUGCCGGUAUCCUAACGGGCAAGGGCAAGAGUCGGGCUCAGAAACGCCGCCAGCAACAGCAAGCAGCCAAUGCCAGUAGUAACACAUCAGCUCUGUCACAAUCCAAUGUGGCAGCCAUGAAUGCCAGUUCAGCCUCGCCAUCAGCUCAGCAUGUUGCUGAUGGUAAUGCUGGUGGAAGUUCUCUGCUAGAUUUGGAUAUGUUCUCUUCUGCUACUGGUACCAGUCAUGGCAAUGAUUCUGUCGUGCCUGCAGCUGCCAGUCAGAACCAAGGUGGAAGCUCUGCUGCAGUUGACCUGCUGGACUUGGACUGGGGCGGUGUAGCAUCCGGUGGCACUGCCAACGCCUCGACUGGUUCCGGUGCAGCCAGUGUGGGCGCUACACAAUUGAUGAUGAGUCCCAGUCCUGCUGCUUCUGCUGAUCUCAUGCAAGCUGCACCGGCUGCUCAAAAUGGAUUAGUUAAUCUUCUUGACGGUAUGGAGAUCUCACAGCCGUCCACUUCACCUGCACCAGCUGCAGUAGAUAUUGGUGCAGCAACAUCGCAACCACCCAUGCAACCAGCACUGUCACAGUCUAGCAAUGCGGCGCCGGACACCUCAUCGCCUAGUUUCUCAUUUUUAGCACAGGAACCUUCACAAGACUUGCCAGCACCUCUCACAGCGACUCCGAACACGAACCAGCUGCCUGCGAGCCUGCAAGCGUUUCCUCACAAUAGUAUUCGGGAGGAUCUAUGUGCUGAUGAUUCAGUUCGGCUGGCGGUGCAGCGUGUGUGGCGACCUGGUGCUGCCGUGUUUGUCUUUUACGUGACAAACAGCAAGCAAACAAAUGUGGAUGGUGUCAAAUUCCAGAUUCAACCGCCGUCUGCAUUUCAGGCCGAAUAUGUUGACUCGUCUCCCGGUGUUUCUGGCUGGUCCGGUGUCACAGUCGCAGCAAGCCAAACGGCGUGCUUCGUUCUCAACGUGUCCGGCAAGACGGUCGCGAAAACGAUGGUGAUGAAAGGCGAGCUGGCGUACCAAGCAGGUGCUGCCACGGCGGCCAAGCGGCAGAUCUUCAGCAUGAACAUCCUCCUGUCGGAUUUGUUGCGGCCACUUGAAGUGACGACGAAUGAGUUUGGUGGCCGCUGGGGCUCAACAUCUCACGAGAGCAAGACAAAGCUGUCCACAAGCAUUCCCGACCUACCCAGCUUUAUGGAGAGAGUCCAGAACCGUAUCCGCAUUCAUCCUGUUCAGAUCAUAGGUAACGAGGCCAUUGCUGCUGGAACCAUCCUGGGCAAUCCAGGCACCCACUGCCUGGUACACUCCAAGCUUGUCAGUGGGCAGUUGGACUUGUGGGUACGCUCGGCCAGCAAUCUGCUGACAGAGUGCCUUGUUCAGUUUUCCUCCUCAUCUCUCAGGUCGUAAGAUGACUGUCUAAUGCGUGCUCCAUUGUCCGCACAAGACAUUCGUUUCUCCCCUUGUCUUCGUCCUAUAUGCGUUGUUAUAUUUUCUAAGUGUCCAUGAAAUCCAAGCUAGACAUUUGCACGUCAGCAUAACUCAUUCACUUUCACCCUCUAAGGCUCAAGGUCUCUCUACUGAGAUUAUCAUUUUACCCAUUUAAUAUAGUACGUCAAAUUAUUCCCUUUAUUAUUCACUGACUGUUACCAUCUUGUUUUCUUCGGACUUUUCUUCUGAUUGUCUUUUCACUGUGGAUUUCUCGAGGUAUGCACUGGCAAAACAACCCAGUCACUCACAAUUGUCUUGUACCAUACAGAGCCACUAACACAUGGUGUGCUGGUAGUGUAGGGUACAUAGUCAUAAGAUAUGGAAGGUUUGGUCCAGUUUUUUGUUCACUUGUACACUCUUUUAGAAUACUUUGCACGUGGCACGGCUCAGCAGAGUCUUAUUGGACCCGUCCCUCUGUGGAUCGGGUAGCUGUACAGGCAAGUCUAUUAUACGGCUUGGUUGUGUACAGUUUAGCACAGCUGUUUUGCUCUUCUUAUGUUCGUGGCUUUGUGCCGGCGCAUUGCCUUUAAAAUAUAGAAAUUUACUUCUUUUGUUUAAUAACAUCAGGUGCCAUGA
Messenger RNA from Sycon ciliatum, 4866 nucleotides. Its product is annotated as AP-4 complex subunit epsilon-1-like. NCBI's taxonomy places the organism in Eukaryota, Metazoa, Porifera, Calcarea, Leucosolenida, Sycettidae. The record is from RefSeq and is a predicted model, not a curated record. Gene Ontology annotation, cellular component: membrane coat; AP-4 adaptor complex. Gene Ontology annotation, molecular function: cargo adaptor activity. Bases 268 to 4209 code for a protein of 1313 amino acids. Gene Ontology annotation, biological process: intracellular protein transport; vesicle-mediated transport. The transcript is spliced from 30 exons.